CUAAGGUGUGUGUGACACACUGGGGUGUUGGCACUGCCUUCUCGCCAACAUUCUCAAUCUAUUGAUAUGCAUAUAUCUGGCCCAGUAUUACUGCCUCACUAACUGACGAGUUAAGGUAGACCGGUUGUGACGAUCAGUCCGAGGAGGAUUUUUAUUUUAUGCUGUUCACCAAUAUGCCAAGGAUUCGUAGCACAUAGGAUUAUAACUUUAGGACUGGUUUAUAUAAAUCUCAUUUUCAACAAGACAAUAUUUAUUUUCAGCAUGCACGGAUUAGUUUUAAUUUUAACAAUCGUAGUGUUGUUACCAGUGGUGUUAUCGGAAAACGAAUGUUUAAGCAGUCCUUGUGUAAACUCAGCUGUAUGUAGAGAUGGACUGGGUGUUGAUUACUAUACUUGUGAAUGUAAUGAUUCAGGGCCUGGAACCGCACCAGUCUAUCACGGACAAGACUGUUCAGAAUUCACAGGUUCCAAUUGUGGAGGGGCUCACUACGACCCCACAGGAAUAGUGACGUCACCUGGUUAUCUCCAAGGACUGAACUAUGACAACAGGCUUUAUUGCGUUUAUUUGAUACGAGUGCACGGAGCGGCUGCAAUAACCAUGACAAUUACAGACUUCCAGACUGAGCUUAACAAGGACGUUCUUGAGAUUGGAACGGGACCGUACGUUGAUUUUACGAAUACAGUGUGGUCACUCGAAGGAAAUCUGACUACACCUCGAACCAUUGUUGCAAACGAUCACCAGGUUUGGAUGCUGUUCACAACAGAUCGGAACAUACCACAAAAAGGAUUCCAUAUCGAAUAUACUGGCGAUGGUGAUGACUGUGCCACAUUUCCAUGUCAAAAUGGAGCUACAUGUAUUGAUGGUGUCUUAAGUUAUACAUGCCAGUGUGCUGCCGGCUGGACAGGCACACAUUGCGAUAUUAAUAUCAAUGAAUGUCAGAGCAAUCCCUGCUUCAAUGGAGGGCAGUGUUUUGAUUUAAUCAACAGUUAUGUAUGUCAGUGUACACCGGGAUAUUCAGGAACACGCUGUACUGUCAAUAUUGAUGAGUGUGCGAGUAGUCCUUGUCAGAAUGGCGCUGUGUGUCAAGAUCUGAUUAACGGUUUUCUUUGUCAGUGUCAGGCAGGUUGGAUUGGUACGCUAUGUGAUCAAGACUUUAACGAGUGUGGCAGUAGUCCUUGUCAGAAUGGUGGAUUCUGCAGUGACGGUCCAAAUAGCUAUACAUGUAUAUGUAAUGGUGGAUGGACGGGAACUAACUGUGAAAUAAAUAUUAAUGAAUGUGAUAGUGGACCCUGCAUAAAUGGAGGGGUUUGUGUUGAUGGUAUUAAUAGUUACACAUGUCAAUGUGCUGCGGGCUACACUGGCAUCAACUGUCAAACAAAUAUCAAUGAAUGUCAAAGUAUUCCCUGUCUUAACGGUGGUAUAUGUAAUGACGGUAUAAAUAUGUAUACCUGUAUGUGUGCCUCGGGUUAUGGUGGAAUAAAUUGUGAAAUAGAUAUUGAUGAAUGUGCUAGUUCUCCUUGUCAAAAUGGUGCUCAGUGUCUGGAUAGUAUCAAUGGCUAUACUUGCGUUUGUCUACCUGGAUAUGGUGGCCUUAGAUGUGAAUCUAAUACUGAUGAAUGUUUAAGUUUUCCUUGUGCUAAUGGUGGUGAAUGUGUUGAUGGCAUUGGCUUCUUUACAUGUAUCUGUCCUGCAGGCUACACUGGUACAUACUGUGAAUUAGAUGUUGAUGAAUGUGCCAGUAAUCCAUGUCAAAACGAAGCCACUUGUAUCAAUGGUCGCAAUAUGUGGACAUGUCUCUGUACUCAAGGAUGGACUGGUGUGGAUUGCUCUCAAGACGUUGAUGAGUGUGACAGUGGUCCAUGUCGUAACGGUGCACAAUGUGUCAACGGCCGUAAUCGGUUUAACUGUGUAUGUGCUGCAGGAUAUACCGGAACGUACUGUGAAAUUAACAUAAACGAGUGUGAUCAAAACCCAUGUAUGAAUGGUGUGUGUAGGGAUGAAAUCAACGGUUAUACAUGUCAGUGUUAUGGUGGGUAUACCGGAACUGACUGUGAAAUAGAUAUUAAUGAAUGUUCCAGUAGUCCGUGUAAGAAUAGUGGGCUGUGUAAUGAUCUUAUUAACAGAUUCACUUGUGAAUGUUUAUCUGGAUGGACCGGUGUAUACUGUGAUGUUGAUAUUAAUGAAUGUGCUAGUUCACCUUGUUUGAAUAGCGGUACAUGUCGAAAUCUACAAAAUAGUUUCCUAUGUGAGUGUGUAGCUGGGUGGACUGGUAACAAUUGUGGUAUUGAUAUCAACGAAUGUGCCUCAAGUCCAUGCCAGAAUGGUGGAAGCUGUAAUAAUCUGCAGAACUCUUACAGUUGUUUUUGCAUUCCUGGAUAUACUGGCGUUAACUGUGAAACCGAUGUGAAUGAGUGUUCUAGUAGUCCAUGUCAACAUGAUGCCGAGUGUAUUGAUGGUAUUAACCGUUAUACAUGUGUUUGUACUCCUGGCUGGACUGGCACCAGAUGUGAAAUUGAAAUAAAUGAAUGUGCCAGCAGUCCUUGCAGAAAUGGAGCAACUUGUAAUAAUUUGAUCAAUGGAUAUUCAUGUACAUGUCCACCAGGAUAUACUGGAUAUAAUUGUGAUGGAGAUGUUAAUGAGUGUGCUAGUUCUCCAUGUCAGAAUGGUGGUAAUUGUCAGAAUGCUGUAAAUUCUUACAAUUGCCAGUGUUUACCCGGUUGGACUGGUCCGAAUUGUGAAAUUGAUUACAAUGAAUGUGCAAGUUUUCCAUGUCGUAAUGGUGCUACAUGUAAUGACUUGAUUAAUGGUUAUGAAUGCGUAUGUGCCGCUGGCUGGUAUGGGACAAACUGUGACUCUGAUGUUGAUGAAUGUAUUAGUAACCCAUGUAGAAAUAAUGCGCAGUGUGUGAAUGGUCAGAAUCAAUAUACAUGUAUCUGUCCACCUGGAUGGUUUGGAACCACCUGCGAAAGUAAUCGUGAUGAGUGUGGCAGCAAUCCUUGUUAUAAUGGCGGUACAUGUGUUGAUUUAAUUAAUGGCUAUACAUGCAAUUGUGCUGCCGGCUGGACUGGUGUUAACUGUGGCGUUGACAUUAAUGAGUGUGCAUCACGUCCAUGUAUGAAUGGUGCAACUUGCACUAAUGAGAUCAACAAGUAUUCGUGUACAUGUGCACCUGGAUGGACAGGAACCAACUGUGCUCUAGUUAUUGAUGAAUGUGCAAGUAAUCCAUGUGAAAAUGGUGGUACAUGUACAGAUAUUGUAAAUGGUUAUCAGUGUCAAUGCGUAGCUGGUUGGACUGGUAGUAGUUGUGAAAUUGAUGUAAAUGAGUGUUCCAGUGCUCCAUGUUUACAUGGUGGUACGUGUCAGAAUAUGCUGAAUGCAUACCAAUGUUUGUGUUCACCAGGAUGGACUGGCAUCAACUGUGACAUAGAUAUUGAUGAGUGUGCCAGCUCACCAUGUAAUAAUGACGGCACCUGUGUUGAUGGUAUUGACAUCUAUUUCUGCACAUGUACACCUGGAUGGGGCGGAAUUAACUGUGAAGUUGAAACAUUGGAAUGUAUUAGUAACCCGUGUCGCAAUGGUGCUACUUGUUUUGAAGGUGAAAAUAGUUAUGCUUGUAUCUGUACACCAGGAUGGUCGGGUAUGAAUUGUGACAUUGAUAUCAAUGAAUGUGCUAGUAGUCCAUGUCAGAAUGCUGCCACUUGCUCUAACCUACUCAAUGCUUUUGCCUGUACUUGUGCACCAGGUUGGACUGGCAUCAUGUGCACAGAUGAUGUGAAUGAAUGUUCCAGCAGCCCGUGUGUGAAUGAUGGUACAUGUUACAAUGGUCCAAAUUUUUACAGCUGUACAUGUUUACCUGGUUGGACUGGAUAUAACUGUGAACUGGAUAUUAAUGAAUGUACUAGUAAUCCUUGUCAGAAUGGUGGAACCUGUUACAAUGAACAAAACAAGUAUUCCUGUGGCUGUACACCAGGAUGGUUUGGGGUUAACUGUGCUCAAGAUAUGGAUGAAUGUGCUAGUGGACCGUGUUUGAAUGGAGCCACUUGUCAGAAUGGUCUCAAUUCUUAUACCUGUUUCUGUUUACCUGGAUGGACUGGCACUACUUGUAAUAUUGAUGUGAAUGAGUGUUCAAGUCAACCCUGUUUGAAUAGUGGUACAUGUAGAAAUGGUGCAAAUUCUUACACAUGUAGCUGUUUAGCUGGAUGGACUGGAUCACAUUGUGAACUGGACAUUGAUGAAUGUCUUAGUGCUCCUUGUCUUAAUGCUGCUGGCUGCAAUAAUUUAAAUAAUAGAUAUUCAUGUACUUGUGCACAAGGAUGGCAAGGAAUUAACUGUGAAGCUGAUAUAAAUGAGUGUGCCAGUAAUCCCUGCUUCAAUGGUGCCACUUGUAACAAUCUACUGAAUUCUUAUUCCUGUACUUGUGCCCCCGGCUGGACUGGUGUGAAUUGUGAAAGCAAUAUCAACGAAUGUCUAAGUUUGCCAUGUUUGAAUGGCGGUUCUUGUGCUAAUGGCCCUGACAGAUACACUUGUAUAUGUUUACCAGGAUGGAAUGGUGUCAACUGUGAAAAUGAUGUGAACGAGUGUUUGAGUAAUCCAUGUCAGAAUGGCGGUUUUUGUACUCAUUUACAGAAUGCUUAUCAAUGUCAGUGCUUAGCUGGUUGGACUGGCAAUAACUGUGAAAUUGGUAUCAAUGAAUGCAGCAGUGAUCCUUGCAUUAAUGGUGGUAUAUGUAUUAAUGGCGAUAAUAAAUAUUCCUGUCAAUGUCCUGCUGGGUAUACUGGCUACAACUGUGAAAUUGAAAUUGAUGAAUGCAGUAGUAAUCCAUGUUCUGGUGUCUCAACAUGUGUUAAUUUAGUAAACAGAUAUCGAUGUCUGUGUUCUCCAGGUUGGACUGGAGUCAAAUGUGAUAUAGAUAUUGAUGAAUGUGCCAGCAAUCCAUGUGUCAAUGGCGGCACAUGUGUUAACGGUCAAAAUCAAUAUACUUGUUUAUGUGUUAUUGGAUGGACAGGAAUUAACUGUGAUAACGAUGUUAAUGAAUGUGCUAGUCUGCCUUGUCAGAAUGGUGCUACGUGUAUUAAUGGUAUCAACGAGUACACCUGUGUAUGUCGCCUUGGUUACAAUGGUGUCAAUUGUGACAAUGAAAUUGAUGAAUGUAUCAGCAAUCCCUGUCAAAAUGACGGGACAUGUGGCAAUGAUAUCAACAAGUAUUCGUGUCAGUGCGUAUCUGGAUGGACAGGUUACAACUGUGAAAUUGACGUGAAUGAAUGUUCCAGUAAUCCAUGUCAGAAUGGUGGGCAGUGUAACAAUUUACUGAAUAUGUACACCUGCAAUUGUCCAGCGGGAUGGGCUGGAUUCAACUGUGCUAAUGAUAUCAACGAAUGCGAUAGCAGUCCAUGUGCUAAUGGUGGAACUUGUCUGAAUGAUGUAAAUGGUUAUAGAUGUCUAUGUACACCUGGAUGGCAAGGAAUUCACUGCUCUAUUGAUAUUAACGAGUGUUCAAGCAACCCAUGCAAGAAUGGAGCAACAUGUGAUAAUUUAGUUGCUCUGUAUGAAUGUGUGUGUCCCAUCGGAUAUAACGGUGUAAACUGUGAAUUUGACAUAAAUGAAUGUGCGAGUACACCUUGUUUGAACGGUGGUAUUUGCUUCAAUGAACUAAAUAGCUACAGAUGUGUGUGUCCCUCUGGUUUUGAUGGAACCCACUGUGAAAUAGAAUUAUUGGAAUGUUCAACCCAGCCAUGUUUGAAUGGUGGUACCUGUAUUGAUGGUAUUGACGGUUUCACUUGCUCCUGUGCUUUGGGAUGGAAAGGCUUUACCUGUGAAACUAACAUCAAUGAAUGUGAAAGUGAACCUUGUCUCAAUGGUGGAUUAUGUUUUGAUGAAAUCAAUUCAUUCAACUGUAUAUGUAGAGCUGGAUUUACAGGGGCAACCUGUCUCUUUGAUAUCGAUGAAUGUAGAAGUAAUCCUUGUCUAAACGGUGCUGAGUGUCACGAUGACGUCAAUGGUUAUACUUGUGUAUGUGAAGCUGGAUGGACAGGUUUCCAUUGUGAAACAGCUCUGAAUCUGUGUGCAGCUGCUCCCUGUCUCAAUGGUGGUAUAUGCCAUAACUUGGUAAAUGCUUAUUUGUGUACCUGCCCUCAAGGUUGGACUGGAGUCAACUGUGAAACGGCUGUUGGCUGCCUAGUUAACUACACUAUACCUACCGGGGGAGCACUAGAAAUUCACUCUCCUAACUAUCCUUCUUCAUACAACAACAAUGAUUACUGUCGUUGGUACAUCAACCCGCCUUCCAGUAACCGUAUCCGUAUCACAAUCAAGGAUUUCAUCCUGGAAAACAGAUAUGAUUAUUUAGAUAUUGGUAAUGGUGUUGAUGUCAAUGAUAUAGGGACACGAUUUUUACACUUAUCGGGAAAGAAUGAUGAGGAUAAUGAAAACAUAUAUACUGCGUCUGGUCGGAUCUGGAUUGUGUUCCAGUCGGACAGCUCUAAGACUGAACGGGGAUUUUCUUUAUCACUUGAAGAUCAAUUCAGUGUUGUGAUUGAUGUGUGUAUGAGUAACCCAUGUCUGAAUGGUGGUACUUGUGUAGAUCAUGGCAAUCAUCAGUUUACAUGUACUUGUGAGAUUGGCUGGUUUGGUACCAACUGUGAUGCACCAACUGAAACCAACAAAUGUGCCAGUUUCCCGUGUAGAAAUGGAGCAACCUGUAGUAAUGUUAACACAGAUUAUAUGUGUUCCUGUCUUCCUGGAUUCACUGGACGAGACUGUAACCUAGACAUUGAUGAAUGCUUUGGUAAUCCAUGUAAAAAUGGUGGCACAUGUUUCAAUGGAUUUAAUCAGUUUACUUGUAAAUGUUCUACUGGAUACUCUGGACCAACUUGUGAGUUUGCACCGAACACUGAGACGUGUAAAACCAACAUUUGCGAUAACGGAGGCAUCUGUUACUACACAGACAGAGGUCAUGAAUGUGAUUGUCCAGAUAACUUUGUCGGACCUUACUGUGAAAAAGAUAUGAAUAAGUGUCGUCUGAGUCCAUGUCAAAAUAAUGGUGUGUGUUCCAAUAAAGAAAAUGAUUAUGAUUGUGAUUGUCCUCCUGAAAAGACAGGAAAGAAUUGUGAAGUGGAUGGUGUCUCUGGAUGUAGUGGUAUUAAUCCAUGUAGGAAUGGUGCCACAUGUUAUUACACUGAUGAUAUCCAUUGUGAAUGCCGCGAUGGCUUCACAGGUGAUUGGUGUGAAGUUGAUGUUUAUGAUUGUGCUCCUGAUCAGAAUGGUAUCGCAAAGUGUACUGAUGGGCAAGGUCAAUGUAUAGAUAAAGUAAAUGGCUUUGAAUGUUCUUGUUAUCCUGGAUUUACUGGGCUAAGGUGUGAAAUUGAUAUCAAUGAAUGUGCCACAAACCCAUGUAAUAAUGGUGGUGUAUGUGUAGACCAACAGAAUGGUUACUUGUGUGUCUGUACAGACUGGACUGGCGUACACUGUGAUGAACUACCUGAAGAUGGGGUUGUAUCUGCAGAAGAUGGUUAUACAUUUGCUGGUCAGCCAAUAUCGCUAGAACCCUGGUGGAUAGCUGUGAUAAUUGCUCUGGUUAUCAUUGCUUUGUUCCUUGUCUUGUUGUUGGCAUGUCGCAAAAAUGAAAAGGCACGCUAUGAUGCUGAGAAAGCCAGGGCGGAUCGUAGAGCUGGUAGACCAAAUGAACAAUUAGAUGAACAGAUUCCUGUCAUUGAUGAAGAGUAUGACAAUCCAGCAAGAGAAAACGAUUAUGGAUUCAUACCACCAACUGGAAGCAGCCGAUCAACAAUUGCUGAAGUGAACAGUUACGAGAACCCGUGGCCUACUAGUACUGAUGAUUUCACUUUGCAGAAGACCCAUCUAUAAAAAAAAAAAUCAUCCUUUUUUACAAUAAAUAUAUAAAAAUAAGAAUCAAAGUCUGUCAGAAAUGUAACAGAACUUUAGUUUUAUACCAGAAUGUAUUAACUUUUACUCAAACAUUUUAUUGAAAGAAUUUUUCAUUUAUCCUUGCCUGCAAUUUACAUGUCAGAUGCCUCCCUGUGAUAUUUUAGACGCAUUACUACACACUGUAUUAUAUUCUAGUUGGUACAGAGUAAGUAAAUAUACAGGAUUCCUAUAUUCACUAUGCAAAGUAUCAAUUGUACACGAAGUCACCUAAAACCUGAAGGGUUGGGUGGUAUAGAUUGGACAUAUUUUAAAUUAUUGUGUGUGAUCUCUGUAUUCAUAAUGUACCAUCAUUUCAAAAUUGACUGUUUUCAAAAGUCAAUGGGUCUUCAGCAUCCUAAUCUAUGCCAAGACAAUUUCUGAGAUAUAAUUUUCACUUUUUAAUUUUUUUUCAGUUUUUGUCAUUUUUAAUUGAUAGACGAAUGAUAUUCAUAUUUUUAACAAGUUUUUCUUUCAUUUGCCACCUGUGCUGAGAUGGUUUGAUUUAAGCUGUACAGUUUUGAUAUUGCAUGAUUCACAUUUUGUGUGUUAUCUGGACACCCAUGUGCCUUCCAGCCAUUUUGAAAUUCUUAAAACAUCAUUCAUGUUGACAAAAUAAAUGUAUUUGUCUGAAAGGCAGUUUUGAAUGAUGUCCUGUAUUUUGUUCUGUGCCAGCUUCCACUCCUAUUUCACGUUUUUUGUUUGAAGUGAUUCAUGUUUUGCUUGAAUGUUCUUCCUAUAGAUCCCUUGCAGUGAUAACAGGACUCCCUAACUAAACAACAAAUAGAAGUGUCAUUCCCUAACAGACUGAGCAUAAUUAUAUGGCUGUUGGAUUUCCCUAAUUAUUGUAUUAUUUCUCACAAAGUCCACAACAAGUAAUAAAUUAACAUUCCAAUAGCAAUUUGAGUAGUUAGGGAGUCCUCUAUCAUCAAUCGCUAGUGGUGCCAGCCAAUACAAUUCUAUUAUUGUUUUUAAUGUACUUACAAUUUGAAUAUUUUAUGGUAUUAUUUCAGACUAAAUAUUUUAAUGUGGUGUAGCACAAUAUUUUAUACUUUGGUCUGCCAUGAACUGAACAAAGUUUGAAACAAUUUAUGUUGGGUUUUGAUGUGAACUCUUCCACAGAUGUAUUAAUGAUUGUAUUUAUACUACUUUUUCAAUAAAUGAUAAUUUUAAUAUACAA
Molecule: messenger RNA, 9100 nt
Organism: Saccoglossus kowalevskii
Lineage: Eukaryota; Metazoa; Hemichordata; Enteropneusta; Harrimaniidae
Biological process (GO): Notch signaling pathway
Molecular function (GO): calcium ion binding; Notch binding
Source: RefSeq, a predicted model, not a curated record